AUGUUCAAACGGAAGCAACACGGGCAGUUUAUUCAGGCGAUGUGCCAGCUACGCCGCAGCACGCCGUUUCUCCCACUGGCGGUGUUUUUGCUGCUGUUGGUGUGUUGUGCCGCUGGGUGCCUCGCCGUCGAUUCCGCCCGGAAGCACCACUGCGGGUUUGACGAGAUGAUGGGGAGGUGGCCGCCGGCGACUGCGGUGGUGCGUGAUGUGCCGCGCAGAGGACAGGGCGAGAUGCAGGCGUACACCGUCGCCGCACAAGGCGUGGGGAGUGAGUGGGCCCCGAUCCGCAUCAAAGUGUCCGCGAAGGACAUGUACGACUCGUCGAGGCACUGCACCGCAGAAAGGCCUUGGCGCCUGGUCAAUGGCAACUGGCAGGAAUGCACAGAGGACAUGAUGUUGACGGAAGCGAAGAAGGACAUUCUUUUGAAGCAACUCCUCCCGGCCGCAAUUAAGCUGCACGCUGAGCGUCUGUCCGUGAGGCCUGUGGAGUACCCCAUCCCCAUACCAGAUAGUGGUCUAGGGCUGUGCACCGGUUUAACCAUCCCUUCCUGGCACCACACGAUCGGCGUGAGCGGCGCCGACCUGAUUCUCUACAUCGACGCUCGCGUGAGUGGUGCGACCGUUGCAUGGGCGUCUCGCUGCGUCACUCUGAAGGACGGACGCCCGUACGCUGGUGUCGUCAACUUCAACCUCCGGUACGUAAGAGCUACUCAUGAAACUGUUCGUACUGCAGCGCACGAGAUUGCGCACGUUCUUGGGUUUUCGCAGGAACGGUUUGUGAGGUUCAAUAUGCUCUCCCAGAUCCCCAAUGUGCGAGGGAAGAAGGAGGUGUGGGUGGUUUCCUCACCGAAGGUGAAGGAGCUGGCGAGGAGGUACUACAACUGCCCCACGCUUGAGGGCAUGGAGCUGAACGAGGGGAAUGGCGAGAAGCUCAACCUGAACCAUUGGAAGAAACGCAGCGUAUGGGACGAGUUGAUGAUUGGUCAGGCACCGGCCAUUACUUACUCGGCAUUCACGCUUGCGGCAUUUGAGGACAUGGGUGUGUACAAGGCUAACUACGACAUGGCGGAGCCGUUGCGGUGGGGCAACAACUCUGGCUGCGGGCUGCUGGAAAAUAAGUGCUUUACCAAUGGCCGCACCGACUACCCUGACAUGUUCUGUAAACAGCCGUCAAAUCUGCAAGGGCUACUCUGCACGUAUGACCGUCUUUCUCUGGGGACGUGUAACCUAAAGACUCACUCGCAGCCCAUUGCACUGCAGUUUCAGUACUUUCAUGACACCACAUUGGGAAGUACAGUGUUGAUGGACUACUGUCCGUAUGUUAAGCGGCGUGAGGCGUCUGGGUGUACCAACGGCGAUACUAAAUAUGUCCCUGGAAGCUUCAUUGGCUCGAGCUCACGGUGCGUAAAGGGGGAGGGGCUUCUUUAUGAUUACCAAGAGAUUGGCGAUGUGUGUGUGAACACGCAGUGCAGUGGGGGUAAGCUGAGGGUGCAGUUCCUUGGCGACGACACGUGGUACGACUGCAAUGAAGGCGAGACGGUCACGCCGUCAGGGGGACAAAUGGAGCGGGGGGAGCAUCAGGUGCCCCACAUAUGCUGA
This is a messenger RNA of Trypanosoma rangeli, 1599 nucleotides long. RefSeq names its product leishmanolysin. Gene Ontology annotation, biological process: cell adhesion; proteolysis. NCBI's taxonomy places the organism in Eukaryota, Euglenozoa, Kinetoplastea, Trypanosomatida, Trypanosomatidae. Gene Ontology annotation, molecular function: metalloendopeptidase activity. The transcript has a single exon. The record is from RefSeq and is a predicted model, not a curated record. The coding region runs from base 1 to 1599 and encodes 532 amino acids. Gene Ontology annotation, cellular component: membrane; cytoplasm.